CAAUAUACAUAGGUUAUUUUAAUUUUACUUAUGCUCGUAAUAUUAUUUUUAAAAUAAAAAAUAAAUCUUACAAAAUUACAUCAUUAAUCAGCUUUGGUUACAAUACUAAAUUUUGAUUGUUGCUGAGAUGGCUUCCUACAUGCUUCAAAAAACCGUUACAUCAAUUUGUACAUGUGGCUUACAGAAACUAUUACCUGACUUGUUCUUCUGUCGUCAUUGCUUAACACUUCGUUGUGACUUUUGUGUUAGUCAUGAAAUUGAUACAACUUAUUGUCCACAUUGUUUUGAAAAUCUUUCUUCGACUGAAGCAAAACAUAAGAAAAAUCGAUGUGCUUCAUGUCUAGAGUGUCCACGAUGUUUUAAUACUCUUUCAAUACGUUCAUACUCUCGAACAUCUGAUUCCAAAAAAACCCCUCAGAAAAUGUACUAUUUACUUUGUUUAUUUUGUAACUGGCGAUCUCAUGAACCUAAUGUACCUGAUCAACCUACAUCAUCGGGAAACUGGCCAGUUUAUAAAAAUCCAAAUGAGGCACGAAUUGUUGAUCUUAUCAAUUAUUAUAAAUCUAUUUCUUUGAAAGAAGUAUUUGACAAACAAAAACGAAGUACUAAAAAUUAUGGUCGUAAUUAUAUGCAUUUUUUAGAAAAAUUUGGUUUAAAUGCAAUGAUGGCACGGAAACGUGCUGGUCUUCCUAACUUUCCUAUGGAUGGUACUGGUUACUGUACACCUCAAAUUAGUUCAUCUGAAGCUGUUGAAAAUGUUCUAGAACUCCCUGAAGAUAUAUUUGAAAAAGUAGUAGAUAUAAAACAAAUAUCAACUUUAGAACAACGAUUUGCUACUCCUGAACUUCAAAGUGAAAAUGUAGAUGAUUUGUUUCCAAUACGUAAACAUCUUCGUGUAAAGCAUUCAUUACGUUGCCGUGUAUGUGAACAUAAUGUUGUUAAACCAGAAUAUAAUGCUGUAAAAUUUAAAAUUAAACAUUUAGCAUAUUAUCAUGUUCCAGAAAUAAAAAUAAUUAAAUGUGAACCAUUACUUGCUGGUAAAUCUAGUUCACUGGUUCUGAAAUUGUGUAAUCCUGCACAAACACCCACAGCUGUUCGUUUUGAAAAAUUAAAUUUAAAAGCUAUCAAUAUAGUAAGAGAACCAAGACAAUUAGAAGGAGAAGAUCUUAUAGCUAUUCCUAAGCAAUUACCUGAACCUAUUCCUAUUGUUCUAAAACUACAAGGUGAUAUUGUUGUUCCAGAAGGCGAGAUUAAAAUUGCUGCUAGAGAUGAUACUGCUGAGUAUGAUGAUACAAAUGAAGUAAAUACUGAUUAUGAUGAUCCAAAAUAUGUCUAUUGGAGAAAAGGAAACAAAGUUGCAUUAAAAUUUGAAGUGAAGCCUUAUGAAAAUAUUGCAAAAAAUGAAAAUGUUCAAGUAGGAUUUAUUAUGAAUUUUAUGUAUUUGGAUACAAUGUCACAUGUCAUGAAUCAAAAACAACCCCAAAGUGUAUUGGUACCUAUCAAGAUUGUGUUAAAUUUACCUAAUUCAUAAUAUUUAUUUAAAUUAAGUUUUUUCAAAAUCAAUAAGAUAAACCUUGCAUUUUAUUAAGUGUAACCUACAUUCUAAAAAUUAAUAUUUAAUUAUUUUGCUAUUGCCAAAUAUCUACUACACUUAACAAAUAAUUAAAAACUUAUAGUUAUAAUAUUUUUAUUUACUAAUACAUUAGCAUCA
This is a messenger RNA of Sipha flava (yellow sugarcane aphid), 1711 nucleotides long. RefSeq names its product dynactin subunit 4 (gene DCTN4-p62). Gene Ontology annotation, cellular component: dynactin complex. The record is from RefSeq and is a predicted model, not a curated record. The coding region runs from base 128 to 1531 and encodes 467 amino acids. The transcript is spliced from 2 exons. NCBI's taxonomy places the organism in Eukaryota, Metazoa, Arthropoda, Insecta, Hemiptera, Aphididae.